AUGCUGGAUAUAAACUUCAAUUCAUUGAAGGAUAAGGCAAUGGAUGUCGACCCUGACAUCAGAUUUAUGGCUUUAGAAGAUUUCCGUAAAUCUUUAGAGAAUGAUUACGCCCUCCUGACACGAGGAUCUUUAGCUUCACAAUUGGAAGCAUUCAUCCCAAUUUUACUUAGAAUGUUGGAAGAUCAGAAUCCAGAUGUUCAAAAUCAAGCUAUCAAGUCAUUUGAACCAAUGGUGAAAUAUUUAACUAACGAUGGUCUUUUAACUCUUAUUAAGAGAUUAUAUUCUAUGGUACAAGCAAGUAAUGGAAAACAAAAUGGUUCAUCCAAUUUGAAAAGUUUUACAACUUCAAUUCCCAAUAUGGCACUUCGUUCAUUAUUUGCUCAAUCAAAUUCGAGAGACACUUCAGAUUUCGUAUCUGAUAAAUUAUCUGCAUCCAAUUACCGAUUUGAUGUUCAACUUUCUCGUUCCAUUAUGAAUUUCUUAAUUCCAAAAAUUAUUGAAACGGGAAAAGAAGCAUCAAUUGAUUCAAUCGAGUUAUUAAUCGACAUUAUUGUUGAGAUUGGAUAUGUUUUGACUUUACGUGAACUUCAUUCUUUAUCGGUUUAUUUAGUUCAUGUGUCUUUUACCGAAGCAGGAAUUAUUAGUAAGAAAUCAAUUGUUGCAUUAGAAAAAGUUAUUAACUUGAUAAAUGAUCCUCAUAGUAUAGAUUUGGUUCUAGAUGAAAUUAAUGAUACAGAAUCAAGAUCAAAUUCAGAUAAUAAAUUGUUUGUAAAGUUUCAGUUAUAUUCCGUUUGCUUGAAUAGAGGAAUUGCACCUUCAGAAGAGAAAAUCACACAAAUAUACAAUACCAUUUAUUCCACCAUUGAUAUUGAAAAAUCUAUAGAAGAAGAUCAAGAAGACGAGAAUGAAUUAGAUUUUGAUCUUAUCUUACAAGAGAAUUUAUUAAAGGACGAAGCAUUAGGUACCCUAAUUGAUUUAACCACAAAAGGAUUCUUACCACCCGCAAAUGGCAACCAGGUCAUCGAUUUGCUCAAGGCAUUCUUAAAUUAUGAUCCCUUAAAUGCUAAUGACUACGAUGACUUUGACGACGACGACGAAGAUAUCGUUUUUAGUGAUGACGACCAAGAGGGAAAUGAUGGCGAGGAAAAUGAUGGUUCCUGGAAGUUAAGAGCUAAAUCAGCAAUGCUAGUCCGUCCACUACUCCAAUGGUUCCCGGAAUCUCUUGAAGUUCUUUCGAAAUCAAUUCUUCCAAUUUUGCCAAUUCAAGAUGCUAAUGAUCAAGUUGUUAUUGAGGCCGUCAAAGCCGCAAUUUCGAUUAUUAAUGCCACCCCUAUAGACAAGUAUACUCAUAUCCAAGCAAUUGUCCCAUUGAUUAACGCCCUGCUUGACAAACUCAGAGAAGAUCAGUUUCCUAUUAUAUUGAAAUUAAUUGAGAGUUUGAAUAGAUUCAGAAGAAUAGAACUUGUAGAAAAAUCUUUCAAGUGUUUUCAAGAUAGAAAAAUCGACACUUCCAGUUCAAUUGAUUAUUUGCAAUUCUUUUCAAGCAUCUUAAAUUCCUUCGAGAAUAUCCCUUGUCAGAUUCUCGAGCAAAUUGUUAGUGUAUUGUCGAAAAAUCUUGAAGAUAAAUCGUUCAAUAUGAUUGCCCAAAGUGUUGAAUGCCUAACUGUGUUAUUCAACCACAACGAUGCAAAAGAGGUUCCAAGUGAGUUAUUACAAACCGUAACUGACAGUUUACAUUCCAAGGUAAUGAAUAGUAAGAAAUAUACAAAUGAAUUAAUGCGUCUCUGCAUUGUUGCUCUUGGCCAAGCCUUAUCGAAUGGAUUAUCGGUAUCAAGAAAGGAUAUUUUGGACACUUUCAAGCUGUCAAUUACCUUAGAAGGGACUUGCAAAACAACCAUCGAAGUGCUCAAUAAAACAUUUGCAGGUAUUUCAGCAGAUGAAAUUUCUCCAGAUUAUGCUACUUUUAUUAUUGAAAAACUGAGUAGCUUGAUCCUUUCUAACAAUGAAAAUAUUUCUUUGGGAUCCUUGAGAAUAAUGAACCAAUGCUUACAGAAAUACCCAGCUUUGGAAUUAGAUUGUGGUUUGAUAUUACCGAAUUUAAUACAAUCUCUAAAGAAUUCCAGCAAAUCCCUCUAUAAGCACAUUUUCCAAUCAUGUAUUCUUCUUUCCAGUAAGAUCUUUCAACUGGAACAACUCAGGGUUGAACUUCUCCAAACAAUGGUUCAAUUGGUUAAUGAUGGCAAAGUUAAUGUCGAUGAUUCCACAUUUUAUGAUUUAUUAAGAAUUAGUUGUAGAUUUGAGAAUGGCUUAUUCACAUAUUUGGAAAGAAAUUUAGAUAUCAAUCUUUUGACAAGUGCAAAGAUUUUGGCAAUUUGUGUUGUUGAAAGCAACAAUGAAGCGGAAGUUAUCAAGAGAAAGGAAGAAUUUUUCCACUACUUAGCAAACAACGUGAAUAGCCCCUUAUUUGCUUUCCCAAUUCGUUUCCUUGGAUAUGUGGGAGAGGCAGUACCUCUCGAGGAUAUAACAGUAGAUUUGCUCAUAAGUUUAUUGAAGAAUCCAUCCCUUACAAAUGAUGCUAAUAUUGAAGCUACAGCUACCGCGUUAGCAUUAAUCGCCCGGAAUGACGUCCAAUCAAAUACCCCAAUUUUGUUAAAGGCAUAUACUUCUUCUGAAAAUGCCACCGUGAGAAAUGGGCUUCUUACCUCCUUAGGACUGGUUGUCGAUUCGUGUAACGCUUUGCAGCUGGAACUUAUUUGGAAAUGUAUCUUCAACCAUCCCGUGGAAUUCAAACAUUCUGCUAUUGCGGAAUUGAGGAGAUCUGGUGAAAUAUUAGGCAAGGUUAUAAAUAACUCACCUACAGGAGCAGAGAAAUUAUUACAAGCAUGUGAGGGACAAACCAAUCUCAAAGCUGUAUAUCUAAUUCUUGUUGUUGAGAAAACUUUGCUUAAUAGCCUCGAAGGCUCAUACGCUAACGACGCUUUGUUAAUCUCAUUAAACCAAUUUGCUGUUGGAUGGCUAGAUAUAGUAAAUGUGGACAUUAGACAAAUCGUGGUUGGUAAUUUAUUGACUGGUCUUCAUAAUAAACCUUCUUGCAUUUUACCAAACUUGAAAAAUCUCAUUCUUCCUAAGCUUUUUCAAUGUUUAAAAGCUGAAGAAGCAUUUAAAAAGACUAUUGCAAUGGGCCCAUAUAAGUAUGUCAUUGAUGAAGGUUUGGAAAUAAGAAAGUUGUCUUAUGAGUUCAUAUAUUCAUUAAUUUCUUUGGAUGAGGGAACUAUCCAACAGUAUGAUAUCAAUCUUGAAGAUAUUGCCGAGAAUAUAAUUCAGCAAGGAUUAUGUGACGAUCAAAGUGAUAUUAUUGUAUUGGCAUGUAUAAAUUUAGUUCAUUUUAUUACCCACCACCAGCAAAGUGCAGCCAGUUUGCUUACGAGAGAUAAUGGUAGUUUGUUCACGACAAUUAUUGCCAAUUUGAACACUCAAUUGAAUAAGAAAUUAUCCGUAAAAGCUUCAGCACAAGAUACAGAAAGUCACGAGGAGAGAAUCAAAUCAAUUGUUAAAUUAUCCAAAAAGUUUAAUCAAGUUGUGGAAACAUUUUAUUCUGAAAACAUUGAACUUGUUAAUUUAGUACAAGCUUGGAAGGAUUAUGUUAGUGCAUUGAAAGUCAAGUUCUUGGUUUACUAUAAUAGUACUGACAUGGAUUAA
Messenger RNA from Hemisphaericaspora subhashii, 3699 nucleotides. It is a transcript of the gene TIP120, whose product is annotated as Tip120p. Lineage: Eukaryota; Fungi; Ascomycota; Pichiomycetes; Serinales; Debaryomycetaceae. Bases 1 to 3699 code for a protein of 1232 amino acids. Gene Ontology annotation, biological process: SCF complex assembly; protein ubiquitination. The record is from RefSeq and is a predicted model, not a curated record. Gene Ontology annotation, cellular component: nucleus. The transcript has a single exon.